AUGCCGGUCGGUGAGGUUACGAUCACUCUUGAGAACGUUGCCACACUGAGCGGUUUACCGAUCGACGGUGAGGCCGUCAUAUAG
Linum tenue is the source of this 84-nucleotide messenger RNA. Lineage: Eukaryota; Viridiplantae; Streptophyta; Magnoliopsida; Malpighiales; Linaceae. The record is from the annotation of a GenBank genome assembly.